This is a messenger RNA of Aspergillus aculeatus ATCC 16872, 1062 nucleotides long. RefSeq names its product glycosyltransferase family 25 protein. The transcript is spliced from 2 exons. The record is from RefSeq and is a predicted model, not a curated record. Bases 1 to 1062 code for a protein of 353 amino acids. NCBI's taxonomy places the organism in Eukaryota, Fungi, Ascomycota, Eurotiomycetes, Eurotiales, Aspergillaceae.
AUGCUUUUGGCAUCACGACAGUGCCUCUGCCUCACCGCAGCAGGCUGCAUUCUCUUGAUCAUAGCCACCUUGUACCGAUAUUCCCCGAUCGCGUCCUAUACAAAGCUAGAACACUCAGCUUCACCCUCGUCCGAUGCUUCACCAGUCAGUGACGCAGCCAACUCGACAUUAGGCUUCCAAGCGAUCUUCGCCCUCUCCGCCGGCCCCUCCUGGCGAACACGAGGCCUCCUCGCCGCCGCCAACCUCACGGGACUAGAAAUCACCCUCCCUCCCCAACCCCCCAUCUCCGCCGCCGUAGUCACCGCAUUCCAAGCCCUAGGCGACGGCACCCACCCAACCCAAGGCGCCAGCAAAGCCUGGCUCGCGCACCUCGACCUGAUCAAACACAUCCACCAAUCCCGUCUGGACACCGCCCUAAUCCUCGAAGACGACGUCGACUGGGACCGGGCCCUGCGUAGCCAAGCCCCGCGGAUCGCCGCCGCGGUCCGCAACCUCACCCACACCCCGCCCACCGAGGACAACAACAACGACGCCCCCUACGGCCGGGCCUGGGACCUCCUGUGGCUCGGCCACUGCGGCGAGUUCUGGGAGGACAGCAUCGAGACCGUGGUCUUCGACGACCCAGCCACAAUUCCGCACGCGCAGUACUCCGGCUGGGCGAGGGAGUAUAUCGCGCGGUUGCCGGACCGGCGGCGGGCGGUGUAUCGGUCGUAUAAUCCGGUGUGCUCGUUCGCGUACGCGCUGUCCCGCGACGGGGCGCAGAAGGUGCUUGAGCUGGUCGGGGGCGGUGGGGAUGAGGCGUUUGAUAUUGCGGUUAUGCAUCAUUGUCGUGCGGGGAGGCUGGAGUGUCUGUCUGUCGUGCCGGAGGUGGUGCAUCAGUAUUUCCCGGCGGAGCGGUUCGGGGUUAAGAGCUUGGUGGAUGUGGGGAAUGGGGAGGUGGAUGGGCCGGGGAAGGGGGAAGAGGAGGGGGAGGACUUUGAGGCGGUGAUGGGGUCGACGGAGAAUAUACUGGAGAGUGCCAGGUGUUGGGCUUUAUGGCGGCAGACGUGUUUGAGGCUGUAG